Molecule: messenger RNA, 2334 nt
Organism: Adineta steineri
Lineage: Eukaryota; Metazoa; Rotifera; Eurotatoria; Adinetida; Adinetidae
Source: the annotation of a GenBank genome assembly
AUGGUUGAUAAUUCAUCAUUAGCAUAUCCAGCUGAUUAUUAUUAUCCGGAGUUUAUUUACAGUCGUGCAGAUGAACCACCAACAUCUCCACCUUUACAAUUACCAUUAGUAUAUGUUGAUAAUGGGAUUGGAUCAUCGACAACAGUACCAACAACUGUUCAACAAAUAAAUGAAACAAAAAUUAAACAACCAAUACCUAAACAAUAUUCAUCAACUAAAUUAGCUAGUAAUGUUGUUACGAAUCAAGGUUUAUCUGAUAAUGGUAUGACUGAGACAGUUCAAAUUGAUCCUAAAACUAAUCUUUUACGUAAUCCAGCUGAAAGAAAUAUUCCAAAAUUAAUCGUUGAUGAUAGUAUUAUUCAACAAACUCUGCUAACAUCAAAAUCAGGUGCAAUCAGUUAUGGUAAUGAUUAUGAUCACCAUACAGCAAGUUAUAAUCAAAUAAAUCAUGGACAAACAUCUGUAACUAACAGUUAUAUGAAUGGAGAUUUAAUAAGUAAAUCAAAAUUAUAUGAAACUGGAAAACAACAACAACAACAACAGCAACAAUCAAUAAGAUAUACUGAUAAUGAACAACAAUCAAUUGAUGAUUAUUGGAAAAAAGAAGUUUUUAUUGAUGAUCAAGGUGUUGUUACUAUUGAACCUGUAGUACAUGAUGAACCAGUCUAUGAAGGUCCAUUUGGUUUAACUCGUAUGGGUUCUUAUAUUUUCUAUAUUGGUAUGGGAAUUUUUACACUAAUUGCAGCUAUAUUUUUAAUUAUGAGUGGUGUUUUUUAUGCUCAAAAUUAUCCUUCUUCAUCAACAAAUGGUGGUAAAUUAGCUGGUGUUGGUAUAUGUGCAUUUGCAUUUUAUCUUGGUUUACAAUUAAUUUUAAUUGGUAUAUGGCAUCAAAAACAUCGAAAAGAAACUGCUAAACCAGUUGUAAAAUCUUUUCAAAAUGAUCAAUUACAAACACGUGCAAAAUCAACUAAACCAAUGAUGGAAGAUCAUAAUAUCUAUGAUUUCCAAUAUCAACCACAAGUUGAUUAUACACCAUACGGAAAUUAUCCUAGUCAACCUUAUUCUUCAUAUGGUAGUGAUCAAAUGUUAUUACAAGGUGCACCACCUGGUACAAUGUUUUAUCCGCCACCUGUUUGGCCACCAAACAAUGAACUUGGUGUACAACCUGAUCCAAAAUUCUAUCAACCUAUGGAAAUGACCUAUGGACAACCAACACCUUCCGGAAUUACAUCUACCUCUGAACAAAUUAACACAAAUGAUGAUAAUAAUAAAAAUGAGAAAAAAACUCCUGAAAAAAAAAGUCAUAAGAAGAAAAAUGCAAUUGAAGUUGAUACAACGAAAGAAAAAACAAAUAGUGUUGUUCCAAAAUCAACUGUUAUUGAACCACCGUUACCUCGACUAGGUAAAGCGCCUGAAACAAGAGAACUGAUUGAAAAAAAUGCUGAACUAGAAAAAAAUGCUGAACUGGAAAAAAAUCUUGCACAAACACCAUCAACUAGUGAAUUGACAGUAGCAAAUGUUGCACAAAUAAAAGGACUCGAUGAUAAAACAGACAGUUCAUCUGCACAUGAUCAUCAACAUCAUCAAAGUAGUAGUCGUCGUCACCAUCGUCAUCAUAAUAAUGGUCAUUCAGGUCGAACUUAUCAUCCACAUCGUCAUCAUCAUCGUACACGUCAUCAUCGUCAUCGUGAAUCCUAUUCACCAUGUUCAAUAUGUUCACGUAAUGAAUUUCACAGUGAUGUUAGUUAUGAUCCUCAUUAUCAUCAUCAUCAUCAUGCUGAAUUAGUACCGAGAUUUAUUCCACCACCACCACCAACUCAGACACGUAAAUCAACAAAGAUGUAUCGUGAUAAUGGAGUAGUAACUGAUGUUGAAAUGAAAAUAACGAAAGAUUCAAGUGUAACAGCUGAUUUACAAGAUGUAUCAUGUAUAUUGACUUUUAUUUAUUAUUUAAAAAAGAUAUUUGCAUUUUGUUUUUUUCUAGUCACUAAUGAUAAUAGUCUUUCACAAAUUCCUAUUACUCAUCGUACAGUAAUAAUUGAACCAUACCCAGCAGAACCAUCUUCACAAAUAAUUGCUACGCCACGUACAAAUAUACAAGAAGAUUUUCGUUUAAAAAAUAAUAAUAAUGAUAAAAUUCUUUAUCCACGUACGCCAGUGUCAUAUAAGAAAUCUAAAAAGAACAAGAAUACAACCGAGAGUACAGAUAAUAUUAUUGAAGAAUUGAAUUUAGAAGAUAUUAAUGAAAAUGGAUAUUCCAGUGCUGGAUCAAGAAAGAAAAGAAUAAAUAUUUUAUCAAUGAAAAAAUCAAUUAAAAAUGCUUUCUAUAAUUAA